ACGGCUGCUGUGAUUGGCUGUCCGGUGCCGUUAUUUUGUCGUGAAACCUGACGCUAUUUGCAAGCACCCGCGUAACUAAGGAAGCCAAAGACCAAAAGAAGGCAGCACAGAUGUGGAAGUUACCCCAGGUGUAAAUUUUGUUCAAGAGGGAGGAUGCCUGGCACGGUGUUGGGCGUAGGUCCGGGCGUGUUUCUACUGGGUCUCAUCUGGAUCGCCACUCUGCUACUCGCCGUACUGCUGUCUAGGGCUUCAAGAUCGGCCAAAUUCUCCAUCAUCCCGCUGCUCUUACUGGCGAUCGUGAUCACGCUGGUGCUGCUGUUCUUCCCACGGAGCUCAGAGAUUCCCACCCCGGUCAGGGAGGUGGAGACGGUGGACGGCUUCUUCAUCGGCCGCUACGUGCUGCUCUCCGUGGCGGGGGCGGCUUUUCUGGCCGCCCUCUUCCUGCUGCUGCCCCUCCACUUCCUCACGCCUGUGCACGCCAAGCCCCUCCAGGUGCAUUAGUGUCCAGAUACGGAUCGCACGGCCGGGCUGUUGUUAAAGCCUAAUAUCAGUGUCUUUAUUUUUUUUUUCUUCAAUGAAUGAAUAAAGCGCUUCUCUCAUGCUAUGUGAAAGAUUCCAGGAUAAUAAUCUCACUACAGCAUAACAAGAAGAAAGCAAACUGUCUUCUCGUUAAUUAUUUUGAUAUAAUUAUUUUUCACUCUGGUGAUCUGUUAAACCUUAUUUAUUUUUUACACUCCUUCUGACAGCAUAUUCGCAUUGAGUAAAAAUGUCAGUUCUCCAGCAAAAUCCUAUUUCCUUUCUGUGGUUUGUUGGUUGUACUGUAUUAUAUAGAUCUAUUGCUACAACAAAAAAUGUAGGAUGUGUAAUUUCCUUGAAUUUUAAUGCAUGUCUUUAGCUGAGCAUUUUGCAGAAAGUAUCCUCAGAGACUUUUCUCUGUAGUUCUCUGUCAUUUAUACGUUAUGUUCAUUUCUGUAUAUUAGUUUAUUUUUGCGGUGUGACUACCUUUAUAGUUUAUAGUAAUAUUUUUGUUCUGUUUACAUAUAAUUUCCAAAGCUUUCAAUAAACAUAGUUUUAUUUUUAUACUCAAACUCAA
This is a messenger RNA of Paramormyrops kingsleyae, 1093 nucleotides long. The record is from RefSeq and is a predicted model, not a curated record. NCBI's taxonomy places the organism in Eukaryota, Metazoa, Chordata, Actinopteri, Osteoglossiformes, Mormyridae.